Molecule: messenger RNA, 2363 nt
Organism: Seminavis robusta
Lineage: Eukaryota; Bacillariophyta; Bacillariophyceae; Naviculales; Naviculaceae
Source: the annotation of a GenBank genome assembly
CGGCCAGACCAAAAAAUGAGUGUGAUCUUUCGCGUCAAGGAACUCAAAAAACAGAGACACUACUGCCGCCCAUUCAACGAGAAAUAGGACUGGUAGUUCUGAGGACGUCAACAAAGGUGGCAGUACCAAAGAGUUGAAGAGGACAGGACAACCAAGAUGACAGACCAAGGAGGCCAGGCCCCCGUUCCUGAGCAUGGUUUCGAAGUACCGGUAGAAAAAACGCUUGAUACCCCUCCACCCGACAAAACACUUGAUACCCCUCCAGCCGAUGACCAUAAUGACCCCGUAAAAGACGAAGAGCAAGGCAAUCAAGAUGAAGGAGAUGAAGAAGAGGAAGAAAACGAAACAGAGGCGCUGUUACCCAAAGGGUACGCGCUGACUGAACUCGACAAGGAUAUCUAUUCACUUAUCUUUACGGGCGACCUAAAAGGCCCCGGCUUUUGGUUCGGAAUUUCGGUUGCUUUUUUCCAAGGCAUGUUGUGCUGGUUGGUUCUCUACGAUCUUAUUGAUUGGGAUCCAGAUUCCACCAAUCCCAUGAGAAUUCCUGCGGGUAAUGAUCUAGUGGUCAUGGUCGCACAAGCUCUUUUGCUUGUAUUCAUGAGCCAAGACAGCAUGGAUAUGAAUGAGGCGCUCGUUUUUUUGACUGAUGGUUACUACCCGGAAGUCCUGCAGGUUUGCCCCACGGCGCAGUUUUGGAAGUGGGCUCUGUCUGGUAUCACGCAUUUGAUUGUGGGAUUGCUCUUGGCGUUGGACGUUUUUGUCUUGUUGAUGCAAGAGACUACUGUCUUUGGGUUGGGAGUUGAUUUCGUGGCUAUGAACAAAUUCUUCGCGGUGAUUGACAACAAAGCAUUUGCCAUUGGUGGACGGGGAGUUUGCUCCGUACAACUACAGCAAGAAAUCAAGAACGUCAGCAACGUCAAGGUUAGAACGUCAACAGAAUACACUUGGAGAAAGAGAAUUAGAGAUGUGGUGAUUGUGGCGGCCAUCAUGACGGGUUAUGGCGUCCUUACCUAUCAAAUGCAACAUGGGUUUUUUCUUUGCAAAGAGCUCUUUGUGCAAUUUGGAGACGUCUUUAACCCUGGCAUUGUAGAGAUAUCGGGGCCAUUCGACAUGCUACCACUACAAUAUAAGCGCGACGGAAGGGCAGUUUACCAAGAGAGAUCCACAGGCCAGUUCAUGCUCGCCUACUGCGAGAAAGACAAGAGAUGGACCAUGACACCGUAUCUGAGUGGAAUUUUUGAGCCAUGUGGAAGCAGCGAAGUGGAAGUGCUUGCCAGAUCCGGUGAGGAUACGGGAUACGAUAUUUUGAAAACCGUCGAUACAUGGGUCGUCACUUCGGUUCGACAUGGCAUGGGUUUCAAUCCAUUCGUUCAUUUCAGCAUGCAAUGCAAUGAGUGUGCUAAGAAGUGCACCAAGGGUGCAGGAGUAUGCAACGAACGGAACCAGUGCAUCUGCAAAGAAGGAUACUACGGAGUCAACUGCGAGUUUGAACAACCCUGUACCGAAAUGACACUCAGUUUCGCGACCGAAAGAUUCCCUGCUUUCCUGAGCGAGUAUCCUGUCCCAUACGACUUCGCAAUGAUCACUUACAACAACACCAACGUUACAGCAGAGCGCCCCGGAACGCUCCAAGUCGAGCACCGACCAGUCUACUUUGGAGUGGGCCCCAACGCCAACUGGAUCAUGGCAUUUUUGGGUCGACGUUGGGUCAUCUAUGGAGUUUCCUCUGAUACAGGACCGAGCGAGGUAGCGAGUCGACUGGCAGCCGCCAAUUUCAGUGCUGUCAACACUCUUUUUGCACCAAUCUAUGUAAGCUCGCCAGUGGAUGUUGGGACACCGUCCGAUGGACCUACUCCAGCAGAUGUACAAUGGUACAAGGCAACUCGAAAAUCCAACAGAAACCCAAUCGAAACCGACACAUCUGCCGAACUCCUUGUUGACGGCGUUCCGCGGUCCUAUGUGACGUCCUGGUGGGUCGACGAAAACCAGCCGCUGGACAGCCGCUUUGUUUGUGCUAUAUGUAACAGUGAGGCCAACCCGUGCAAGAACUUUGGGACGUGCAAUGAUGCCACUGGCAUUUGUACUUGUCGAAAGGAGGUUGGAGCUUUGUGUGAGUACGAAAUGAAGUGUACAGACCUUGUAGGUACUGACCUGGGCAGCUUCUAUGGCUGUCCAGGCAAUGCUACAUGUGCCCCUAGUGGAGUCUGUUCUGGGUGUCCUGAAGGGACUACUGGAAAUACAUGCCAAGCAAACGAAGAAGAUUUGUAAACUUGAUUUAUGUGUGAGGUAUCUUUCGAAGUUCUCCUUUGAGGAUGCAAAGUGAGUUUAAUUGUAUCCAGCUAGCCACAGCAAUUUUUAGAUUG